This is a messenger RNA of Galeopterus variegatus (Sunda flying lemur), 1707 nucleotides long. It is a transcript of the gene ZNF671, whose product is annotated as zinc finger protein 671. Gene Ontology annotation, molecular function: RNA polymerase II cis-regulatory region sequence-specific DNA binding; DNA-binding transcription factor activity. The transcript has 3 exons. The record is from RefSeq and is a predicted model, not a curated record. Gene Ontology annotation, biological process: regulation of transcription by RNA polymerase II. NCBI's taxonomy places the organism in Eukaryota, Metazoa, Chordata, Mammalia, Dermoptera, Cynocephalidae.
UUCUCUGCAUAGAGGUGCGUCCCAGGAUCAGUGGGAACGGAAGUGUCUGCGUCCCCGACCUAGACGCCCGCCGCCCUCGGCCACUCUCCGCCCACAUAGUCCGUUGGCCGCCGCUGAGCGGAUGGACCCGGCGCAGAGCUAUGUGAUCUUCGAGGACGUGUUUGUUUACUUCUCCCGGGAGGAAUGGAGGCUCCUUGACAAUGCUCAGAGACUCCUGUACCGUGAUGUGAUGCUGGAGAACUUUGCACUUUUAGCCUCACUUGAUUGUUGGCGUGGUGUGGAGGAUGAGGAGGCCUUCUCUGAGCAGAGUGUUUCCUUAGAAGGAGUGUCACAGGUUAGGACUCUUAUGGAAGAUCUGAAGACCCAUCCAUGUGACAUGUGUGGCCCAAUAUUGAAAGAUAUCUUACACUUGACUGAAUACCAGGGGGAAAAAGCCAAGCAGAAACCACAUACAUGUGGGGCAUGUGGGAAGCAAUUUUGGUUCAGUAUAAAUGUUCACCAGCACCAAAAGCCGUGCAGUGGAGAGAAAUCCUUCAGAAAGAAUAAGGGCAGGGAUUCUGUGAAAUACUGCAGAGACUAUGUGCCAGAGAAGAGCUAUACAUGUGGGAAGGGCAGAAUGGACUUCCCAGCCACCUCUGGUCUUCUUCAGCACCAGGCCCUUCAUAGCAGGAUGAAGCUCCACAAGAGCACCAAGCUUGGGGAAGGCUUUUGCAAUGGGCAGAGGUAUCACAAGUGCAGUGAAUGUGGGAAAGCAUUCCCCCGCAAAGACACACUUGCUCGGCAUCAGAGAAUUCACACUGGAGCAAGGCCUUAUGAGUGUAGUGAAUGUUGGAAAUCCUUUAGCCAAAGCUAUGACCUCUUUAAACACCAGACUGUUCACACUGGAGAAAGGCCUUAUGAGUGUAGUGAAUGUGGGAAAUUUUUUAGACAAAUAUCUGGCCUUAUUGAACACAGGCGAGUUCACACAGGUGAAAGGCUCUAUCAGUGUGGCAAAUGUGGGAAAUUCUUUAGCAGUAAGUCUAAUCUCAUUAGACAUCAGGAAGUUCACACAGGAGCAAGGCCUUAUGUGUGCAGUGAAUGUGGGAAAGAGUUUAGCCGCAAGCACACACUUGUUCUCCACCGGAGAACUCACACUGGAGAGAAGCCUUAUGAAUGCAGUGAAUGUGGGAAGACCUUUAGCCAGAGCUCCCACCUUAACGUGCACUGGAGAAUUCAUAGCAGUGAUUAUGAAUGCAGUAGAUGUGGGAAAGCUUUUAGCUGCAUCUCUAAACUCAUUCAGCACCAAAAAGUUCACUCCGGAGAAAAGCCUUAUGAGUGCAGCAAAUGCGGGAAAGCCUUCACCCAAAGGCCAAGCCUUAUUCGGCACUGGAAAGUUCAUACUGGAGAAAAGCCUUAUGUAUGCAGUGAAUGUGGGAAAGAGUUCAUCCGAAAACAGACACUUGUUUUGCACCAGAAGGUUCACACUGGAGAUAAGACUUAAGAGUGUAGUGCAUGUGGGAAAUCCUCUGGCCAGUGCUCCUAAUUUAUUGCCCACUGGAAAAGUCCUAGCAGUGAUCAUGAGUGCAGCAGAUGCAAUAAAUCCUUUACCCAAAGGCUGAACCUUAUUUGCCAUUAGAAAGUUCACACUAGACAAAGGCCCUGGCAGCAUAGGGAAUGUGCUGUCUCUUUGUUCAUCCUAAUAGCUCACCCCAGAGUGAAGAUUUGAGA